Molecule: messenger RNA, 6345 nt
Organism: Emys orbicularis (European pond turtle)
Lineage: Eukaryota; Metazoa; Chordata; Testudines; Emydidae
Product: mucin-5B-like
Exons: 47
Coding region: 1-6345 (2114 amino acids)
Cellular component (GO): extracellular matrix
Molecular function (GO): protein binding
Source: RefSeq, a predicted model, not a curated record
AUGGGGGGAAAAAAGGGAGGGCCACUAUGGAUAUUCUGCCUAAUUUGGAGUUAUUGCGAGGGCAAAACACCAGUGCAGAUAGUCCAGCGCCCUGCAGUCACCAGGAGUGAAUGUUCCACCUGGGGCAGUUUCCACUUUCAGACAUUUGACCAUGUUAAAUUUGAUUUCCCCGGAAUCUGCCACUAUGUUUUCGCCUCGCACUGCAAUGACAGCUACCAGGACUUCAACAUCCAGGUCAGGCGCAGCGACAAGAAUGGAUUUCCAGUCUGCUUCACUGCUACCAUUGAUGGAGUGCUUCUAGAGGUGAAAGAGUCAGGCAUCACAGUGAAUGGACAUGAGAUUCCCCUUCCCUUCAGCUUGAAGAGCAUUUUGAUUGAAGACACCUGUACUUACUUCCAAGUCACAUCCACGCUUGGCCUGACUCUCAAGUGGAACUGGGCUGACACUCUCUUACUGGACUUGGAAGAUACAUACAAGGGGAAAACAUGUGGUCUGUGUGGGAACUAUGAUGGCAAUGAGAAGAAUGAUUUGCAUUUGAAUGGUUAUAAACUACUCCCGAGGCAGUUUGGAAACCUUCACAAAGUAGAGGAGCCCUCAGAAAAGUGCCCUGAUGUAGCUGAAGAUGAAGAUGCCAAAAACCAUAAAAGUCGCUCUCAUCAACCAAAAAAUAAAUGUAGUAAAUAUAAAUCAAAAUGCAAGAAACUCCUAGCCCAUCUUGGGAACUGUUCCAGAGUGGUUGCUUUUGAUGACUAUGUAGCCACCUGCACCGGAGACAUGUGCAUCUGUGCAAAGAAUUCUUCUUCUGAUUCUGCUUUGGUUUCCAGCUGCAUAUGCAGCACCCUUAGCCAGUAUUCCCGAGACUGCGUCCUGAAUGGGGGAAUCCCUGGGAAAUGGAGAACCAAAGAUCUUUGUUUCCAGGAAUGUCCAAACAACCUGGAAUAUAUGGAAUGUGGAAACCCCUGUGCCGACACAUGCGCCAAUCCAGAGAGGAGCAAGAUCUGUAAAGCCCCAUGUACUGAUGGUUGCUUCUGCCCUGCUGGGACUAUUCUCGAUGACAUGAAUGGCAACAAAUGCAUCCCCACUAACAGCUGUCCGUGCAUGUUUCAAGGCAAAGUCUAUGCAACCGGAGGAUCCUACUCCACUCCUUCUCAAAACUGUACCUGUGCUGGUGGCCAAUGGGUUUGUGUAUCUCUGCCUCUUUCUGGAAAUUGCAAUGUGGAGGGAGGGUUCCACAUUACUACGUUUGAUAACAAAGAGUUCAUUUUUCAUGGCAAUUGUCAUUAUGUCUUAGCUAAGGACAAUGGCAGCAGCUUUGUGGUUGUUGGUGAGAUCAUUCAGUGUGGGAUAUCAAGCACUAUGACUUGCUUGAAGAAUGUAUUAGUCACAUUAAGAGCCCUUAAUAUCCGACUCUGUUCCUGUGGAAAUGUCUAUAUCAAUAAUUUCAUUGCAGUGCUGCCAAUAACUAGAGAUGGCAUCACUAUCUUCAGACCGUCUACAUUCUACAUCAACAUCUUGACCUCAUUUGGAGUACAGAUUCAAGUGCAAAUAAAACCCAUUAUGCAGCUCUUCAUAACAGUGGAUGACUCUUACCAAAAUCACACAUCUGGUCUUUGUGGCAAUUUCAACAACAUCCAGAUUGAUGACUUUCGGACAAUUAGUGGAGUUGUGGAGGAUUCAGCUUCAGCCUUUGGUAACUCAUGGAAGACUAGGGGCAGCUGUCCUGAUGUUGAAGAUAACUUUGAGGACCCUUGUGCAAACAGUGUGGACAAAGAAAAAUUUGGGCAGCACUGGUGUGAACUUCUGUCUAACACAAGUGGUGUAUUUGCUUCCUGUCAUUCCGUUGUAGAUCCCUCAUCAUAUGUCAAGAACUGUGUUUAUGACACUUGUAAUGCUGAGAAGAGUGAAGCGGCCCUGUGUAGCGUGCUCUCUACAUACUCCAGAGAUUGUGCUGCAAGAGGAGUACACCUGAAAGGCUGGAGGCAUGGGGUCUGUGAUGUCUCUAAGGACUGUCCUGAAACGAUGGUAUUCAGCUACGAUGUGAAGUUCUGUAACCACUCCUGCCGCUCCCUGAGCGAGCCUGAUCUGCUGUGUAAUGUCCAGAGCACUCCUGUAGAGGGCUGUGGUUGUCCCAAGGAGACCUACCUAAAUGCUGAUGAAUGUGUGUCUCCAGAAGACUGUCCAUGUUACUACAAAGACAAGACAAUUCAAGCUGGGAAAUCAUUCCAAGAGGACAAACUCAUGUGCAAAUGUAUUCGAGGAAGAUUAGACUGCAUUGGAGAAGCCAUAAUGAAAAAAGAUUGUCCUGCUCCUAUGUUUUACUUCGACUGCAGCUCUGCUGGCCCAGGAGCAAUUGGAUCUGAGUGUCAGAAAAGUUGUAAGACACAGGAUAUGCAGUGUUAUGUCACAGAAUGUGUCUCUGGCUGCCUGUGCCCCAAUGGACUUGUAUCUGAUGGUAAAGGGGGCUGCAUUGCUGAGGACCAGUGUCCGUGUGUCCAUGGAGGAAAUUUCUAUAACCCUGGGGAAAGUAUCACAGUCCGCUGUAACACAUGCACAUGUAAUAACAGACAGUGGAACUGCACAGAGAACCCUUGCCAGGGAACGUGCACCGUGUAUGGAAAUGGACAUUACUUGAGCUUCGAUGGAGAAAAGUUUGAUUUCAUGGGAGAUUGCGAUUAUAUCCUAGCUCAGGACUUUUGCCCCAAUAACCCCAAUGAUGGCACCUUCCGAAUUGUAACUCAGAACAAUGCGUGUGGGAAAUCACUCUCCAUCUGUUCCUUGAAGAUCACAUUGAUUUUGGAGAACAUUGAAAUCAGACUCCUGGAAGGAAAAAUUCAGGAGAUAACCACUGAGCCAGAUGCUGUAAAGAAUUACAAGUUGGAUCUCAGGGGGGUUUAUAUUGUGAUUGAAACUUCCCAGGGAAUGACCUUCAUGUGGGACCAAAAGACCACAGUAAUUGUUCUAGUGGCACCCUCUUUCCAGGGCAAAGUCUGUGGCCUUUGCGGUGAUUUUGAUGGCCGUUCAAAGAAUGACUUUACCACCAGAGGGCAGUCAGUGGAGAUGAGAGUGCAGGAGUUUGGGAACAGCUGGAAAGUCACCAGCAGCUGCUCAAACAUAAACAUGACUGACCUGUGUGCUGAUCAGCCUUUCAAAUCUGUACUGGGACAAAAGCACUGCAGCAUUAUUAAGAGCAAUGUCUUUGGGGCCUGCCACAGUAAGAUCAACCCGAUGCCAUAUUAUGAGUCUUGUGUGUCUGACUUCUGUGGCUGUGACAGCGUGGGAGACUGUGAAUGCUUCUGUACCUCAGUAGCUGCUUAUUCAAGGAGCUGUAAUAGAGUUGGCGUCUGUAUUGACUGGAGGAGACCUAGCAUUUGUCCUGUGUUCUGUGAUUACUACAAUCCACCUGACAAACACGAAUGGUUCUAUAGGCCGUGUGGAGCCCCCUGUCUAAAGACCUGCAGGAAUCCACAGGGCAAAUGUGGUAACCUGCUGUAUAGUUUAGAAGGCUGUUACCCAGAAUGCAGCACUGAGAAGCCAUAUUACGAUGAGGAAAGAAGGGAGUGUGUCUCGCUGCUCGACUGCAUGUCGUGCAACCCUAAAGAAAAACUGUGCACAGAGGACUCCAAGGACUGCCUCUGCUGCUACCAGGAAAAGACCUACACCUUAAAUGAAAGUAUAUACAGUCAAACAGAUGGGGUCAGCUGCUGGAAGGCUGUCUGUGGCCCUAAUGGGAAUAUCAUUAGAACAUUCAUUCCUUGUGGAACAUCUCCUACAAUGGUGCCUGCUAUAGAGGAGUCAGGGCCCAAACCCAAGGGAAGCACAGAUGAAGAAUCGGAAAUCACUUCCCCAAAGUCACGGAGGUCAGGGAAUAUUAUAUCACAGACAACUGAUGGUUUGGGUCGGUGUUUUUACUCCAUAUGUAAUGCCUCAUGUCAGAGUGAAUUAAUCCAGGGAGAAUGUGCAACCACUCCAAGACCGAGCACAGCUCCUGAGCAGCCCAGCGACCACUGUGAUUCAGCUUUACAGAAUGGACGUUGUGAAAACACUCCUGCAAGUGCAGCAAACACAUCUGCUCCCAAAGUAACUCCUAUGAGAGACUGUCCAUAUCUCAGUCCUCCUAGAAAGUUUAAUGAAUCAUGGGACUUCGGAAAUUGUCAAAUUGCCACUUGCUUGGGAGGUGGAAAUGAUAUUAAACUGUCCAAUGUGAAUUGCCCUCCUCAACUAUUAAACCUCUGUGUCAAUGGUUUCCCACUCACAAAACACUAUGAUGAAACUGGCUGCUGUGAAGUGUUUGAGUGUCAGUGUGUAUGCAGUGGGUGGGGAAAUGAACAUUACGUGACUUUCGAUGGAACAUAUUAUAAUUUCCAGGGGAAUUGCACCUAUCUCCUGGUGAAGCCAAUCCAGCCUGACUCUCAGAGCUUCUGGAUUCACAUGGACAACUACUACUGUGGUACAACUGAUGGAGCAAUUUGCUCAAAGUCCCUUGUCAUUUUUUAUAAGAAUUCCAUGGUGAUUCUGACACAAGCAGUAGAACAUAGGAAAGAAACCAACUUGGUUCUGUUUAACAAUAAAAAGAUUGUGCCAAAUGUUUCCAAGAAUGGUAUCAUCAUAACCAGUUCUGGCCUCUACGUUGUGGUUGAAAUACCUGAACAAAAACUGUAUGUCUCCUAUGGACGACUUAUGUUUUACAUAAAACUCCCUUUCAGCACCUUUUAUAACAAUACCCUGGGGCAAUGUGGUACAUGCACCAACCAAAAGUCUGAUGAUGCUAUGAAGAGGAAUGGUGAGAUUGCAGACUCCUUCAGGGAGAUGGCUUUAGACUGGAGAGUGCCAGAUCCUACCAACAGAAAUUGUGAAUUAAGUGCCCUGGCGCCAGCUCGGACAGAGACCUCAUUAUCCAAAGUGGGAGCUUGUGCUCCCAGUGCUCUUUGUAAACUCAUCUGGAAUUUGACAGGCUGUCACAGUGCCGUUCCCCCUCGACCUUACUAUGAGGCUUGUGUUGUGGAUGGCUGCUCAGCAUUACGCCAGAAGACCGAAUGCCAAAGCCUUCAGACCUAUGCGGCCUUGUGUGGAUUCCAUGGAAUCUGUGUUGACUGGAGGAGCAAAACUAACGGGCAGUGUGAAGCCAAAUGUUCUCAAGACCAGAUCUACAAGCCAUGCGGGGGAACAGAAAGAAGCACAUGCUUCAGCAGGAAAACCACCAUCCCCUUGCAAGAUAAGGAUCCAGUGCUUGUUGAAGGGUGUCACUGCCCUGAUGGAAAGAUCCUGCUGAAUAAUCUUGAUGGUAUUUGUGUUUCUGUCUGCGGCUGUAUUGGACCUGAUGGAUUAGUGAAACAGCCUGGAGAGAAAUGGGAACAUGAUUGUCAGUACUGCACCUGCAAUGAGGCGACCUUGAAUAUCUCUUGUUCACCCCACUCUUGUGUUAAGUCUCUGCCAGUCAACUGCACUAAAGAAGGAUUUGUUCCUAAAACACGACCCCGUUCAGAAGAUCCCUGCUGUCCGGAGACAGUGUGUGAAUGUGAUGUAAAGUCCUGUUCUCUCAUCAAAAGACAAUGCGAUUUAGGCUUCCAGCCAGUGGUAGCUAUUUCUGAGGAUGGCUGUUGUCCUAUUUUUUCCUGUAUACCAAAAAGUGUAUGUGUUUCUGAAGGAGUUGAAUAUAAGCCAGGGACAAUGGUGCCUAAAAACUCUUGUGAAGAUUGUUUGUGCACUGAAAAGCAGGACCCUGCUACACAAACUAACCAAAUUCAGUGCACACCAGUAAAAUGCUCAACUGAUUGCCGGCAGGGUUUCCGCUACACCAGAGAAGAAGGCAGGUGUUGCGGCCAGUGUGUGCAGGUGGCCUGUGUGGCGAAGCUUCCAUCUGGCAUUGUGACCAUUGAGGUUGGGAAGACCUAUAAAGUUCUGGAGGAUAACUGUACUCUGUAUAAUUGCACUCAGUCAUCAGGCCAGUUUGUUUUGACAAGCACAAUAAUAUCCUGCCCAGCGUUUGAUCCGUCAAACUGUGUCCCAGGAACUGUUGCGACAACUUCAGAUGGAUGUUGUAAGACAUGUAUCCCAUUGUCAAAUGUUUGCAAACUGAAGCUGAAAAAAGAAUACAUCACUCACAAGAGCUGUAAAUCAGCAGCUCCUGUCCUAGUGCCUUCAUGUGAAGGGUCCUGUGGUACAUACUCUGUGUAUGCUUUUGAUGACAGUAAAAUGAAACACAAAUGCACUUGCUGCCAUGAAACAAAGAGCCAUGAGAUGAAGGUGGAACUGAUUUGCUCUAAGAGGAAGAGAAUCGAAUACACGUAUGUUCAUGUAGAUGAGUGUGACUGUGUGGAGACAAAAUGCCAAGAGAAAAAGCCAUAA